Musa acuminata AAA Group (dessert banana) is the source of this 769-nucleotide messenger RNA. Its product is annotated as protein ASYMMETRIC LEAVES 2-like. NCBI's taxonomy places the organism in Eukaryota, Viridiplantae, Streptophyta, Magnoliopsida, Zingiberales, Musaceae. Bases 18 to 689 code for a protein of 223 amino acids. The transcript has a single exon. The record is from RefSeq and is a predicted model, not a curated record.
GAAGAUAUCGAUCGGAGAUGGUUUCAGUAGCGGCGUCGUCUUCACCGUCGACUGCAAGCUCGCCAUGCGCGGCCUGCAAGUUCCUGCGGCGCAAGUGUCAGCCGGACUGCGUGUUCGCGCCCUACUUCCCGCCGGACCAGCCGCAGAAGUUCGUGCAGGUGCACCGCGUGUUCGGCGCCAGCAACGUCACGAAGCUGCUCAACGAGGUGAACCCCUACCAGCGCGAGGACGCCGUCAACUCCCUCGCCUACGAGGCCGACAUGCGUCUUCGCGACCCCGUCUACGGCUGCGCCGGCGUCAUCUCCGUCCUCCAGCACCAGCUCCGCCAGCUCCAGCUGGACCUCGCCUUCGCCAUGUCCGAGCUCUCCAAGUACCAGUCCGCCGCAGCCGCCGCCGUCGGGCAUAGAUUCACGGAUGUCAACCUCCCGAUCGGGGCGGCGGGGUUAGGGUUCGGACUCGAACACUUCCUCCCGGUUACUACUCGGGACGCAAACCACCAUCGACAUACGAUGGUGAGGAACUGCGACGCAGAUACUUCGGUAGCGAAGCUGCGCGCAAGUGGUGGAUACGUCGCAGGGCGUGCAGCGGCUUGGACUGCGUCCGCCUCGAGUCUCAUGCCGCUUAAUGGGCAGUCCACGAAGCCAAGCACGGCCGGCGUCGAUGAGAGGCCGGCCAUUGCGCCUCUGUAAGACUCCUUCUCGGUAUACACCAUUCUUGUUUCGAUUACUACACCAAUAUUUGCUACAAAAUCAUCAAAACUAGAAACUCG